AUGAAUAAAGACCAACAUGAAAAGAUAAAACAUCUUGAAGAUGAAAAUGAAGAUUUAAAGAAACGAAUAAAACAAAAAGCUCAACAAUUUGAUAAUCAAGCUGAUGUUUUAAAAGUUACUCAAAAAACAGCAACAGAAUUAAAGAAUGAAAAAAAUAAAAUUUUAUCUGAAUUAAAAUUAGUUGAAGAAAAAUUUAAUAAUGGUCAAAUUGAAAUUAAAAAAUUACAAGAAAUAUUAAAACAAACUAAAACGAAUCAUCAAAAAGUUUGUGAAUUAAUUGAUCAAUUAAAAGUUGAAAAAGGGAAUUUGGAGAAACAACAUCAAAAAGAGAUGAGAGAAUUUGAAGAUAAAACAAAUAAACAAAUUGAAAUACAAACAGAGAAAUUAGAGAAACUUAUAAAUGAAACUGAUAAAUUAAGGUGUGAUAAAUCAAAUUUAGAAGUUAGGAUAGUGCAUUUAGAGAAUUCCAAUAAAGAGAAUAAAUCAUAUUUAUUGCAAUCUAAUAAGGAGAUGGGGAAAAUGGAGAUUGAAAUCCAACAAUUACAAGAACAAUUAACUGAUAGCAAAGAGCAAGAGUCCAAUCAAAGGAGUAAGAUUGAAAAUAAGGAUAUCAUGAUACAACAAUUACGAGAUAAACAACAGCAAUAUGAAAAAGAGUUGAGAGAAUUACAACAUCAAUUCAAUGCAGAUAAUGAAAAGAAUCAGCAAAUCAUUGAUAUCCAAAGCGAGGAGAUAUCAACAUCCACUUUGAUAAUGACAGAGUUGGAGGAGAAACUUGAAUUUGUAAGUGAUAAACUAAAGAGUGAGCAAGAGAAACUUAAAGAAUCUGAAAUUUUAAUUAUGGAUUUACAAAUCCAAGUAUCGGAUUUACAAUCAACCUCUGAUGAUGAUAAUGAACGUUACCAAUCGUUAAUCUCUGAAUAUCAAGAGAAUCUGAAAUCAGUGUCUCAAUUGAAUAAAGAAAUAAAUGAAAAAUUAAAGAAUGAAAGAACCGAAUCGAAAUCAUUGAUUGAUAAAAUCUCAAAGGAGAAUAAUGAUUAUCAAAUUUUAAUCACUGAACAAGAUAAAGAUCUAAAAGAUUUAAAAUCACAACUUGACACUAAAUCAAAUAAUUAUUCAAAGUUAUUAGAUGAUUUAUCACUUUCAAAAUUAAAUUAUAAUAAAUUGAAUUUAGAAUUUAAUAAUAUUUCAAAUGAAUAUCAAAUUGAAAAACAACAACUCUCUUUUGAUUUUAAUGAAUUAAAAAAGAAAUUAGAUGAUCAAAUUGAAAGAAAUUCAAAUCAACAAUCAUUAUUAACUCAAAGAAUCAAUGAAAUCAUUGAUAAACAAAAGGAAAUUGAUAAUUUAAAUUCAGAUUUACAAUCAUUAAAUGAUAAACAAUCGGAUUCCAAUGACCAAAUCAAUACAAUCACUAAUGAAAACAAUGAUUUAAAGAUUAAACUUGAAAACUCAAUACUUUUAAUCUCAAAUCAUCAAGAUAAAUUAACAACUAAUAAAAAAGAACUUGAAUCAUUAUAUUCAAUAAUUGAGAAUUUAAAUUCAACUCAUCAAGAUCAACUAAAAGAGAAAGAGAAUCAAAUUGAACAAAUGAAAUUAGAUCAAUCUGAAAGUUUAAAUAAAUUUCAAGAAAAGAUUACAACUUUAAAUCAUACAAUUGUAAAUAUAAACUCUGAAAAGGAUUCACUAAAUUGUUUAAUAAAUGAUUAUUCUGAACAAAUUAAUGAGUUAAAUAAAAUAAAUAAUCAAAAGAAUCAAGAGAAUCAACAAUUAUUAUCUUCAAUUAGAGAGGAUUGUCAAACUAUUAAUCAAUUAAAAUCAACUAUUAAAUCAUUACAAGAUGAAAGUAAUUCUCUCUCAACAGAGAUUGAAGCAAUAAAAUUACAAUUAAAUCAAUUAUCAACUAUUACUAUACCUGAAAAAGACCAAGAACUAUCAAAUAAAGAGAGAACAAUUCAAGAAUUUCAAGUAAAAACUCAACAAUUGAAACAAACCAUUCAACAAAAUCAAUUAACAAUUAAUCAACAUUUAACUACAAUAGAUAAUCAAUCAGUUGAUAUUAAUUCAUUAAAUGAAAAACUUGUUCAAUUAAAUGAUGAAUCGAUUAAAAAACAACAAUCUAUUCAUUCUUUAUCAUUACAAGUGAUUGAAUUAAAUAAAAAACUUUCAGAAAAGGAUGACCAAUAUAAUCAAUCCCUGGAAUCAAUUGAUCAACUAACUAGUGAAUUACAAUUGAAACAAGAUGAUCUCAAUAGACAACAAGAACAAUUACAAAAAAAUUCAAUUGAUAUUGAUCAACUGUUUGACAAGAUUAAUCUUGGUAAAUCAAAUUUCGAUGAAUUAAAUCAACGUUAUCAAGUUGAACAAAAUCAACUCUUUAAUUUGAAACAAGAUUUACAACAAUCCAUAAAUUUAUUUAAUGAAUCAAAACUAUAUACAACUCAAUUAGAGAAAUCAAUCGAACAAGUUAAACGAGUCAAUGAGGAACAAUCCAAUCAUCAAGGUGAACUCACAAUUCUAUUGGAUGAAGAGAGAUAUAAAUGUCAAACUUUGAAAAUGGAUUUAGAAAAUUCCAAACAAAUCAAUCAAAAUCAAUCUGAUGAUUUAAACUUUUACAAUAAUCAAAUAGAACAAUUGAAACAACAAUUAUCUGAAAGUAAAGAAUUGGUUCAAGAAUGUAAACUUUCAAUUUCACAAUUUGAAAAGACUGUAAUUGAAUUACAAUUGGAAAUCAAGGAAUUAUCAAAUGAAAAACAACAAUAUCAAGAGACUUGCCAAUCUCUCUCUUUAAAAUUAUCCAAAUUGAAUGAUCAAUCCAAUGAUCAAUUGGAACAAAUUCAACAAUUACAAUCCUCAAAUUCAUUGGAUCUUCAAAAUUCUCAAAAUCAAAUUUCACUCUUACAAGAUUCCCUAAAUGAAACCUCUGAUUUGAAAUCACAAUUACAAUGUCAACUAAAUGAAUCCAAUGAAAUCAUUUCAAAACUUGAAUUAAAAAUUGAAGAAAAUCAAAAUCAAUUAACAGAGUUUGAAUUGAAAAUUCAAUCAUUAAGCUCACAAUAUAAUCAAGAUUUACAAGAACAAAUUGAACAAUCUAAAAUGUUGAUAGAUGAAAAACAAUCUUGUAUCCAAUUACAAGAGAUGGAAAUCGAUAAAAACAAUCAUAAAAUUCAACAAUUACAACAGGAUCUUUCAACUAGUGAUUAUAAGAUACAACAAUUACAAAUUGAUUUACAAAUUGAUAAAGAUGAAAUUAUUAAACUUGAAGAAACAAUUUCACAACGUAAUCAAUCAAUAAAAGAAUCAUUAGUCAAGUGUAAUGAUCUUCAAGAUGAAACCUCUAAAUUGAAUGAUAACCUCUUACAAUUGAAUUCAACCAUCACUGAUUAUCAAUCACAAAUCACUGAAUCAAAUGAAAAUGUUCAAAGUUUACAAAAUGAAAAGAAUCAAUUACAAUUGGAAUUGGAUCAAUUGAAACAAAGAAUCUCUGAACAACAUGAUGAUAUCACUUUAUUAAAUUCAAUUGAAUUUGAAUUGAAUAGAAAAAUAUCCAAUUAUCAAUCAGAUAUUAAAGAAUAUGAUAACAAUAUUAAAGUGAUUCAAAAUGAAAAGAAUCAAUUACAAUUGGAAUUAGAUCAAUUGAAACAGGUACUCUCUGAUAAACAAGAUGGUGUCUCUACAUUGAAUUCAACCUUAUUGGAAUUAAAUAAGAAAAUCAAUGAUUAUCAAAUGGAAAUCAAUGAUUCUCAAUCAAAUUAUCAAGAAUUAAUAGAUGAAAAGAAUCAAUUACAAUUGGAAUUUGAUAGAUUAAAACAACAACUCUUUGAAAAACAAGAUGAAAUCUCAACAUUAAAACAAGAUAUUCAAUUAUUUAAUUCAAAUAAAAAGAAUUCUGAUAGUUCAAUCGAUCAAUUAUCAAACCAUGUAACAGAGUUAAAAUCAAAGAAUCAACAAUUACUCUUGGAUUUAUCCAAUGAAUUGGAAAGAAAUAAACUUCAAAAUGAUAUGAUCACUCAAUUAAAGGAAAAUGUUGAACUUGAAAAACAAAAUUCAUUUGAAAAUCAAUCAAAAUCUGAUGAUAUUAAAUCGAAACUCGAUGAAAUGAUUCAAGAAUUUAAAGAAGUAACUCAAAAUUUACAAGAAAAAACUAAUGAAAACUCUAACUUACAAUGUAAAUUGGAUCAAUUGGAACAAGAAAUUAAAUUUGAAAAGGAAUCAAAUACUCAUUUGAGAAAAGAGAAUGAUAAAGAUACUUUGGUAAUUAAACAAUUGGAACAAUCAAUUUCCCAACUUGAACAUUUACAUUCUCAACAAACUGAAAAUUAUUUAAAAGAAAGAGAAUUAAUUCAACAACAACAUCAAGAUGAAAAACAAUCUUCAAUUCAAUCAACUCAUCAAUUGAAAUCUAAAUUUGAUGAAAAACAACAACAAUACGAUGAAUCACUUGAAAAACUUUCACAAUCAAAACAAGAAUUAAAUAAAUUAAAACAAGAAUUUGAUUUAAAUAUAUUGGUGAUUCAAAAAUUACAAGAUGAUAAACAAUCACAAUCCGAUUCAAAUUUACAAUUAAAAUCAAAUUUGGAGGAACAACAAUUACAAAAUCAAGAAUCCAUUGAAAAAAUUUCAACAUUACAACAACAAGUCAAUCAUUUACAACAACAAUUCAAUAUAAACACUUUGGAGAUUCAAAAAUUACAAGAUGAAAAACAAUUAUCUAUCGAAUCCAUUCAUCAAUUGAAAUCUAAAUUUGAUGAAAAACAACAACAAUACAAUGAAUCCAUUGAGAAAUCAAAUGAUCUCCAAAAACAAUCCGAUCAAUUACAACAAAAACUCGAAAAUUCAACCAAUGAAAACCAACAAUUACAAGAGAAAAUCUCAACUAUUCAAUUGGAACAAAUCAAUAAUGUUCAACAAGAUGACUCAAAAGAUCUAAUAAUCAAACAACUUCAACAAUCUCUCUUGGAUAAAGACGAUGAAUUAACAACACUUUUUGAAAAUUAUGAACAAUUAAUUAAAAAGAAUAAAAUCGAUGAGAAAAAGAUUAGAACUUUGGAAUCAAAAUUAAAUAGUAUUAACAGUACUGUUAAUCAUAAUUUACCUAUUAAGAAACCAUUAGAAGAAGUUAGUAAUAGUAAAAUUAAUAUAAUUUCAUCUUCAUCACCUUCAAAAUUAGAACAAUUGCAAACAGUUUCAAAUCAACAAUCACAACAACAAAAACCAACUAUUAACAAACCACCACUCCAAAUUAAAAGAAAAAUUGAUUUUAAUUCUCAAGAUAAUUUAAAAAAAACUAAACCAUUUCAAUCAACUACAACUACAACUACAACUACAACAACUACAACAACAAAAUAA
Messenger RNA from Dictyostelium discoideum AX4, 5346 nucleotides. RefSeq lists its product as hypothetical. The coding region runs from base 1 to 5346 and encodes 1781 amino acids. NCBI's taxonomy places the organism in Eukaryota, Evosea, Eumycetozoa, Dictyosteliales, Dictyosteliaceae. The transcript has 2 exons. The record is from RefSeq and is a predicted model, not a curated record.